GUAAUGGUAAAAGAUGGAGACACCCUUCACUUGGGGCCAAAGUUUGAGCAAAAUCAAUGGGAGGAUCUUCUAGCAAAGUACUGGCUCUUAUUUUUUAUAAUUAUUUUAUUGUUAGUAUUCAUUAUUCUCAUCCCUUUUAUUGCCGUAUGCUACUGUUGUCUUUGUUGUUGUAGGCGUUGUAAACAAGGUUGCCCACCAUGCACAGCAUCAACAGACUUUCGGCGACGCUGCUUUUGCGAAAUAUUUUUGUUUUUACUAAUACUUUGUUUGAUUUUUGGACUGGUAUUAGCUCUUGUGGCGAACAAGUUAUUAGAUCGUGGAUUUGAAGAUGCCACAAAAGAAAUGCGAAGGGGUACCGAGGAUACUUGUAAAUAUCUAAGCGACGUGGCAGAUCAUAUCUAUCAUAUAAUGGUAUUUAACUAUGAAGAAUUAGAGACUCACCUGAUAUAUCAACUAGAGUGAGGUCCUUAAGCCACGG
Molecule: messenger RNA, 478 nt
Organism: Drosophila ananassae
Lineage: Eukaryota; Metazoa; Arthropoda; Insecta; Diptera; Drosophilidae
Product: prominin-like protein
Exons: 4
Coding region: 4-462 (152 amino acids)
Cellular component (GO): membrane
Source: RefSeq, a predicted model, not a curated record